GGGGUCUUCAGGCAGCGCUGAGGGCCGCUUGUGGCUGGUGACCACGAAUUUACGAUGUCACCUCCCUGCUUGGUUCUGCUGUGUUUCUCCAGGGGUGCCCAGCAGAGGGAACCCAGGCACAGAAAAGGGAGGUAAUUGGGUCCACCCAGGGUGAGAGGCUUUUAGGCUGGUUUGCCAGAAGCACAGUGGGGCGAGAUCAUUUAAGACGUGAGCCAGAGAGUGGUCUGAAUUCAUGACCCGUGGAUUUGCACUGGACGGGGGCUGAGGUUGGAGAGCUGGUGAUGGAGUAACUGGCAGGACUGCUGUGGAGGCCUCUACACUCGGCCCGCCCUCCUGCUCAGGCGGACCCCGGGCCCAUCCACCUGGUGGCUCUGACUCCCGGGUGGAGGUGGCUGCCCGGUCUGCAUCUGACACCCUUUCGUGGGGCCUGCACGUCACACUUACAGGUGCGGCUGCCUGCUGGCCGUAGCCAUGGAGAUGUGCUGCAGACACCUCCGGCUGCGCUUGCCUGCAAUUAAACUUCUCACCCCGUUUCUCCCUGGUAGGGCCGGGAUCACCUACCCAAGCCGGGGGAGAGAAGUUAUCCCGGACUCCUCUCUCUCCCCCCACUUCUCCUUCCCCCGUACUCCCUGCACACGUGUCAGAUCCACACGUGUCAGAUCCACACGUGAUUUUACCACCACCGCUCACAUCCCACCUGCCCUUGGGUGGCUUCUGGUGACGUGAUUCAGGCUCCCUCAGUAGUGUGGCAGCCCCCUAGAGGAGGUGAGGUCCAGCAUAGUGCUGGAGGUAGAGCAGAUUGCCCAUAUUAUGCUAAAGCAGAACUUCUGGCAGACUAUUUACAAAAGAACCUUCCUGAUUUUCGGAUACAUAAAAUUACACAGCAUCCUCAUGUUUGGGAGGAGUGGCUGGAACAUUUGUGUGAAAAGAAUAAGUGGAGUCACACAACGUCCCCCAUCAUCUGGAGAGAGCUGCUGGACCGCGGAGGAAAGGGCAUGCUUUUGGGGGGCUAUAACGAGUUCCUGGAGCACGCCCAGCUUUACUACAGCGUCACCUCCAGCAUGACGACCGAGCUGAUGAAGACGAUUGCCCAGGAGAACCUGGAGACACACAUAGAGAAGGAGCUGGAGGGAGAGUCCCUGAAAGGCCUCCUCGGCCCCUUGCAGGUCUGGAUCACCAGUGCAUCUGCUCCUGCCUGCUACAACCUGAUCCCCAUCUUGACCAGCGGUGAAGUGUUUGGAACACAAACGGAAAUUAGCAUAGUUCUAUUUGACAAUAAAGAUGCAGAAGAAAAGCUCCACAUCCUCGCGUCAGAGACUCACGACCUGGUGUCGCCCUUCCUCCGGAGCAUCUCCGUCUGCACCAGAGUGCAGGAGGCCUUCCGCCAGGCCCACGUGGUCAUCGUCCUGGACGACAGCACCGACAAGGAGGUGUACACUCUGGAAGAGUGCAUCCGGAGCAGGGUCCCGCUCUGUCGGCUCUAUGGGUACCUGAUCGAGAAGAACGCCCAUGACUCUGUCCGAGUUAUCGUGGGCGGAAAGACCUUCGUGAAUCUUAAAACGGUGUUGCUGAUGAGAUACGCCCCAAGCAUCGCACACAACAUUGUCGCCGUGGCGCUGGGGGUGGAGGGCCAGGCCAGAGCUGCGCUGGCCAGGAAGCUGAGGACCACGCCUGCAUCCAUCAAAGAUGUGAUCAUUUGGGGGAAUAUCAGUGGAAACAACUACGUUGAUCUGAGAAAAGCCAAGGUUUACAGAUAUGAGAGUGCUAUUUGGGGCCCUCCGUACUUCUCACGCCCUGUCUUGAGCUUGAUUUUUGAUAGUGAGUGGGUGAACGGAGAAUUUGUGACAACUCUGAAAAAGCUGACGGCCACGGGACAGCAACUUAGAGGCAUGUUAACCGCACACAGCAUCGCCACCACGCUGAAGUACUGGUACCACGGCUCCCCGCCGGGCGAGAUUGUGUCACUGGGCGUGCUGAGUGAAGGCCAGUUCGGUGUUCCUGAGGGAAUCGUCUUCUCCAUGCCUGUGAAAUUUGAGAAUGGAACCUGGAAGGUUCUUACAGAUCUCAAGGAUGUUGAAAUAAGUGAAAAAAUAAUGACCAGAAUGACAAGUGAUCUGAUCCAGGAGAAACUUGUUGCACUUGGAGAUUUGAUAAAUUUUCAGCCGUACCAAUCAGAAGCUGACGUAGCAUUAAAAAAUCAAAAGACCGCCUUACCCACCACAGAUGACAACCAGGAAAAUCAAAGAACUUCAGAUGAACAUCAAGAUAGCGUGUCUUCUGAUCUAAUCCAAGAUGAAGAAAAAGAUGUCGUUAUGUCAAAUGAUGUAGAUUCUUCAGAUCUGAUUCCUCAAACCAUCUCUGAAAAGCCACGCAGUCAAGAACCCACAAAUGAUUCUGAAGGCAAAAGUGUGGAACAGCAACAGAUCACACUAGACCAACUAUAAAAUUACUUGGUAAUGUAAUUAAAUACAGGAAGACCCAUGAGUGUCUGUACUUAAGGAAGAACAAUUUGAAAGAUUUGCUUCAGUCUUAGAUCAGAUUAUGCUAGACAAUUAAACAACAGUGACAACACACACAGAAAGUCAACGUGCAAUCACCUGUUACCUGGAUCCACUCAUAUGUUUGCUUUGACUGCAUUUUACCAUACAUUGUUUGAUGUCGGUUGCUGUUUUCCCAACUACAUUAAAAUACAGUUGUCAGUCAUGGCCUCCUGGCCUAUGCAUCCUCCUGAGAGAGCCUCUUCCUCCUGACCUCCUUGGCCUCCACUGAUUGGGCCAGAGUAGACACACCUUACUCAAGGAGAACCAGUCAGGUUUUCUCUUGCUCUCCCAAAACGUCUGAACUGAGAAAGUGGGUGAGUAAGUUGGUGUCGGAGUGAUGGGGAUGGCAGUGAGCUGGAGAAGGCACGGGUCGCCUGUGAGGUCUGCAGGGCUGGCCAGGCUCACCGCCCUUGCGAGACGUGGCUGCUGCUGCUCUCCCUUGGGUUUGCUUGGUGUAACUAUCUUUACAAUAAAUCACUCUUUUACUUUAGCUUAGAGUGAAUAGGUUCUAGGUCUUGACACCAGCUGUGGCCUGAAUAAACUGAAUUUU
Messenger RNA from Equus quagga, 3090 nucleotides. It is a transcript of the gene MDH1B, whose product is annotated as malate dehydrogenase 1B. The record is from RefSeq and is a predicted model, not a curated record. Bases 996 to 2444 code for a protein of 482 amino acids. Gene Ontology annotation, biological process: tricarboxylic acid cycle; oxaloacetate metabolic process; malate metabolic process. The transcript is spliced from 13 exons. NCBI's taxonomy places the organism in Eukaryota, Metazoa, Chordata, Mammalia, Perissodactyla, Equidae. Gene Ontology annotation, molecular function: L-malate dehydrogenase (NAD+) activity.